Molecule: messenger RNA, 862 nt
Organism: Triticum aestivum (bread wheat)
Lineage: Eukaryota; Viridiplantae; Streptophyta; Magnoliopsida; Poales; Poaceae
Product: non-specific lipid transfer protein GPI-anchored 3
Exons: 3
Coding region: 195-746 (183 amino acids)
Source: RefSeq, a predicted model, not a curated record
UAGCGUAGGAAGAUUCCAGCCCACGUACGUACACGUCGCCAGCCACCCUGCAGGCACACAUGCUAGACUAGAACUAGACUAGAUCCAUGCAGCAGCUGAACUGUCGAAGAAUAUAGUACCAUACCACCUUGCUCGCUCUCACGCACUCACACUAGUUCACUCUCGCAGCGGCUAGCCUCGCUCUCGCGCGCAGGAUGCGGAGCGGUGUCGGCGCGCGCCUUCUGUCACAGGCGGUGGCCAUCGCCAUCGCCGUGGCCGUCGCCUGCUGCAUGACCGCCGCGCCCUCGUCGGCGCAGGGGACGACGACGCCCGCGGACGCCCGCGGCGCGGUGCCGUCGUGCGCGUCGAAGCUCGUGACGUGCGCGGGCUACCUGAACAUCACCGACACGCCGCCGGAGUCGUGCUGCGACCCGCUCAAGGAGGCGGCGGCCACGCAGGCGGCGUGCAUGUGCGCCAUCCUCAUGAACAGGGCCGCGCUGCAGGCGUUCGGCGUGGCGCCGGAGCAGGGGGUGCUCCUCGCCAAGCGCUGCGGCGUCACCACCGACGCGUCCACCUGCGCCAAGUACAGCGCCGGCGCCGAUGCUGGCACUGCAGGUAGCACAGCUGCUUCUUCAGCAUCCACGGGAACUGCUGCUUCUACAGUUGCCAAGCCAACGGCAAGUGGAGGAACCACGCAUCCCCUGAGCUUGAUCGCCGCAUCUUCAUUUGUAGGCUUCAGUUUCAUCUGGUGGAUGAUCAUGGCGUAGUAAGAGAUACCAAUGAGUAUGAACUGUUAUGUAAAAAAAAACUGUAUCGUCUCAAUAAACAUAACUAUCUGGUUGUCACUUCGUUCCGUAAAUUUUACUGCAUGUGCCUUUGUACA